UGUAAUUGCUGACAAACUUCCUGUCCUGUGAGUCCAUCUGAAGAUGGUGGAUGCUCUGAGUAUGCUGUACGCUGCCUUGAUGGUACUGUCAAGCGUGGCCUCUGUCUUUGGGAACCUCCUCCUGCUGCUGGUGCUCCUCCUCAACAAGGAGCUCCGGACCGACACGAUUGGCCUCACCCUCAGCUUCAGCCUCAGCGACCUGGCCCUCGGACUCUCCACCAUCCCCUUCGGAGCCUACAACAGCCUGAACUGGCCCUCCUGCUGUCCCAGUGAGGGAGCCUUCUGUCAAGGCAGCGGCUUCAUCUUCCUCCUACUGCAGACCUCCUCCAUCCACUCACUCACCUGGGUCACUGUCAACAAGUUCACCGAGAUCUGCUUUGCCCUGAACUACAGCAGCAUCUGGACGGCCCGGCGGAACAGAACGGUGCUGGUCCUGGUCUGGUUAUUCUGCCUGGUGACUGCUGCCCUACCCUUGUUGGGGUUCGGCAGCUACGUCUACAGCGAGUCUCGAUUCCUAUGCUGUCCGAGCUUCACUCCUGACAACAGGUACUUUGUGGUGCUGUGGAUGAUGGCAGGCAUUGUGGUGCCGAUCCUCACCAUGUGCUCUCUGUAUGGAUACAUCAUCUAUGUGGCCAGGAAACAGGCCAGGAGGGGCACGUUCAUGUGCAACGAGCUGCACUGCUACUACGUUCCUGCUAACAAUUAUCUCAGGAGUUCCAUCGUGAUGGUCACAACCUCAGGUGAGUUCAAGACCCACCAUGAUUGGCCGCUGUCACUACCUACCAGCUCCUUCUGUCUUUAAAAACUCAAGCUGCUUAGCUGUCUGGGCAAAUCUGUCUAAAAUUAUUUCUUUUGGAGGG
Messenger RNA from Scatophagus argus, 860 nucleotides. RefSeq names its product adenosine receptor A3. Gene Ontology annotation, molecular function: G protein-coupled receptor activity. NCBI's taxonomy places the organism in Eukaryota, Metazoa, Chordata, Actinopteri, Scatophagidae. Gene Ontology annotation, cellular component: membrane. Bases 44 to 802 code for a protein of 252 amino acids. The record is from RefSeq and is a predicted model, not a curated record. Gene Ontology annotation, biological process: G protein-coupled receptor signaling pathway. The transcript has a single exon.